UAUCUAGUAUAUAUCUAGUAAAAUAUAGAGUGCUAAAAUUGUGACAUUUAGAUCCAUGUAACACUAAUUAGUAUAGGAGGCACGCAUUCCAAGUCACGUUUCCACAGUUAGUCAUGUCAUGAGUCGGUAAGUCAUCAGGGCGUUACCGAUUUCUUAGCGGCACUUCCCUUGCGCCGUGGCCGCGCUAAACACUUACGAUGCCCCAAACUUUAAUAAGGCUUAAAGGGGUACAAGCAAUUGUAAACCCAAAUUUAAAUCAUGGGUAUGGCACUUGGGCGCUUAGUAGGCGCAGCUGUAAGAAAUCACAAAGAGAAGAAAAGAUUAAAGGAACAAUUAGAGGGGAAAGGUACUGGCGGUGUAGUUGUAGGGAAGCCACUUAAGCUUAAAAAGAAAACAACGGUAUCUGGUGAUGGACCUGUCAAGAUCCAGAUCCAGAUCUAUACGCAUAAUAUUAGAUUAGAUGCUCAUGAACUACAAGUGGGAGAAGAGCCUUGGAAGGUGAGAAAACCGGGAGUUGUCACCAGCAUUGUAGAACAUUCGAAGGGUGUAGAUACCCUUGUGGGACUUCAAGAAGUGUUACACCGACAAUUGAUAGAUAUACAAAACCAAUUGGGGGAAGAAUGGAAGUAUAUUGGAGUAGGACGUGAUGAUGGGGAAACUGAAGGUGAAUAUGCUCCUAUAUUUUACCAGCCUAGUCAAUGGGAAGUACAAUCCAGUAAGACAUACUGGCUUAGCGAUACCCCAGACAAACCCAGUAAGGGAUGGGAUGCGGCUCAUAACAGAAUCGUAGUAGUGGGCCACUUUAAGCAUAAAGCUCUGGGUAAGGAGGUCAUUUUAUUCAAUACCCAUUUUGAUCAUGAGGGACAACAGGCACGAAUCAAUUCGGCUCAACAAAUUGUAGAACUCAUCACUACCAAACAAGUAGCGACUAUUGUAGCUGGAGAUUUCAAUAGCGAGCCCCAUGAUGAAGCUUACACUGUAUUAGCAAACACUUUGGUAGACUCAUACUUGGGCAGUCCCAUCAAGGAAGGUCCUGAGUUUACCAAUACUACGUUUGACCCAACCGUCAAAGAAACUCGUAUAGAUUACAUAUGGUCAAAGAAGGAUAUUGAUAUAAUUAAAAGUGAGGUGUUAACGAACAAGUCCGAGACAGGCUUGUUCUCCGACCAUCGACCAGUAGUAAGUACAUUCCGGUUAUAGUUACUAGUUACUAUUUACUGAUUAUUUAGUUUAUUUUAUUUCUUUAUUGCUUUAUUAGAUACUACUUUACAUUAUACAAUUUAUAUUAUGCUAUCUAGUAAUCAUCAAGUUCUUUGAUAUCAGCAUCACUUAAUACAAAUGGCUCAGGUACAGGAGCAUCUGUAGUAUUCAAUUGUCUGACAGUCUUUAUCAAUUCAAGAGAUUCUUCAGGUUUAGUAUCUUGUAAUACAAUUAUACCACUAGAACCUCUGAAUUUCCUUACUGGUACAAAUC
Molecule: messenger RNA, 1473 nt
Organism: Scheffersomyces amazonensis
Lineage: Eukaryota; Fungi; Ascomycota; Pichiomycetes; Serinales; Debaryomycetaceae
Product: endonuclease/exonuclease/phosphatase family protein
Exons: 1
Coding region: 259-1200 (313 amino acids)
Molecular function (GO): 3'-5'-RNA exonuclease activity
Source: RefSeq, a predicted model, not a curated record